Serpula lacrymans var. lacrymans S7.9 is the source of this 1224-nucleotide messenger RNA. RefSeq lists its product as uncharacterized. Bases 35 to 1066 code for a protein of 343 amino acids. The record is from RefSeq and is a predicted model, not a curated record. The transcript is spliced from 6 exons. Lineage: Eukaryota; Fungi; Basidiomycota; Agaricomycetes; Boletales; Serpulaceae.
GAUCCAACACGCUCCCUCGACCUCGACCUCAACGAUGAACUCUCUCCUAGGCCCCCUUGGCCGUUCAGCUGCUCUCCGUCGCGCCCCUCUUGCCUUGCGUCGUCCCUCUCCACCAUUAUCCUCACUAACAUUGAGCACACGACCUACACAAAAGCGCCCAAUACCACUUGCUGCGGUCCACGCGCGCUUCGUAGCAAGCUCAGUAUCAGGCCGUCCAGGUAGUCAGACCAUUGGACAUGCUAAACAGAAUGUCAAAGAAGAAGUCGGCAAUUCUGCAGCUGAUUGGGCACGUUCCAUCGCUGGUGGUAUAUUUGCCCUAGACAGCGUGAAACCUUCAAAGGAGUCUUUUUAUGCAAUCACAAGUGCUGUUGCAACUUCCGUGCCCGCUCCAUACCUCGUGAUGGGUCUCGCAGGUGGUUUACCAUACGUGGCUUCUGCGGGUACCACCGUUUAUCUUGCUCACCAAGCUGGCCUGGCGGCUAUGGGCACGGUCACUAACAUGGACCCCGGUGUUGCUCUCACUAUCCUUGACCAAGCCUUGACAUUCCAAGUUACGUAUGGUGCCGUCAUGCUCUCAUUCCUUGGUGCAUUACACUGGGGGAUGGAAUUUGCAGGACAGGGUGGUCACAAAGGCUACCCACGUCUCUUGCUCGGUGUGACUCCCGCUGUCGUAGCAUGGUCUACGAUCGCUUUACAGCCCACAUCAGCUCUUAUAUGCCAGUGGAUUGGUUUCACUGCGCUGUGGUACGUGGACAACAGAGCGACAAGCGCAGGUUGGACACCAAAGUGGUAUUCUCAGUAUAGAUUCUAUCUUUCCAUCCUGGUUGGGACAUGCAUUAUCGGUUCUCUCGCAGGAACUUCAUACUGGGGACCUGUGGCGGGCCAUGGCCUCCUAUCACACGAUCUUGAGAGAAUUCGCUCCAUCCGGAAAGAGUCGCAGCCUGAGCGAGCAGGCUUUAUUGGUGGAGACAUUGAAGCCGUUGCGGGUGAUGAAAAGUCAGACUCAUACGUUGUAAUCAGGAAGAAAGAGAAGAAGCAGGAGGAGGGUGAGAGUCGGGAACAGUAAAUGAAUGGAUGACAACCUUAAUAUCCAAAAUAUGGCUGUAGGAUAGUCGACGACGGACAUUUGCAUUGAUUGCGUAGUUGUAAGCUGUUGUACGAGUACUUAUUUGUUACCUACUGUAUCGUGUAUUGCACAAACCAAUUGUAUAAUUAUCAAACGAU